Messenger RNA from Guillardia theta CCMP2712, 672 nucleotides. RefSeq lists its product as hypothetical. The record is from RefSeq and is a predicted model, not a curated record. The transcript has 5 exons. Lineage: Eukaryota; Cryptophyceae; Pyrenomonadales; Geminigeraceae. The coding region runs from base 1 to 672 and encodes 223 amino acids.
AUGGCACAGGAGAUGUUGCCGAGGGCAGGAUCGUUCCUCUUCUGCAUGAGCCUGCGAUGCGGUCUGCAGCUCAUCGCAGUCUGCGACUUCUUUGCCUCAUUGUUUCGGUUAUUGUCGGGGCUGAUCAUCGUCGCAUCGCCUGACCUCUUCUUCGAUGCCGAGACUUCCUUCAUCGACAUGUCGAUAGGCAUGAGUGCGAAGCGGAUCUUCCUUCGGAGCGUAAGGUUGCAGUUGCUGCUGUCGUUGCCUGCGAUCUACUUCUCGUGGUAUGCCCUGAGCGCCAACAGGAGCGGGAACUUGGUGCAUCUGAGACAGUACUGCAACUGGAAAGUGCUCAAGUGCGGCGUGACUCUAAUGAUGCACUCGCUGCUGCACAGAAUCUGGUGGGACGGGUGCGGGUACCUGCCCCUGAGCUCCUGCUGGGAAGUUAGGAACGACAUCUUGUUCACUGCCUUCUUGAAUCUUGUCCCCUCUCUCUACUGCAUCUGGAUUGUCUGGUCUUCAUACUAUCUUAUCCUCGACGGCGACCUGCAAGCCCUCUGGCUUGCGGGAUUCAAUUUCGGUGAUCCCAGGCAGUUUGACAAGUCCCAGUAUCAGGAAAUUUCCAAGGGAGGCGAACUGGCAGAGGGAGGGGAAGAGCCGCCAAAGCUCAACGUGACAUACUUUGUGUGA